AUGAGGUUCUCAGCCUUUCCUAGUUUCGACGCCGAGGUCUCUUCUGGGUUAGAAGGAUUCCAGAAGCCCUCUAUUCAAGAAGAACAAUCAUGGUACGAUGUUAUCAGCUUCCAUGCUAGAAUGGUGGUGAAGAACAUAAAUGAUCAAGGUAUAAUAGAAGUUGAAAAGUCUGGUGGAUGGGGUAGCGAUAUUCGAGGCAAAGCAAAAGGGGUUCCAUUACUUAGAAUAACUAAAACUUGGCUUCAGCAAAUGGAUCACAGAAUGAAAUCAACUCAAAGAUCAUUCAGUGCGCCUCCAAGAGUGAAGCGGUCGGAGAAAAAAGAUUUGAAUCCGCGUUCACGUCUUUCCUCCGAGGGAGAUUCAACAGUCGAAAAUGUUGUGCCAUCUCCUAUCGACGGGGUCCACGCGAGUGAAGAUGUUGAAACCCUGUGGGAGGAGUUUGCUGAAGUUGAAAACCAGGUUAUUGAAAACCGAUUAUUCCACUAUAAGCUUUGGUAA
Molecule: messenger RNA, 498 nt
Organism: Auanema sp. JU1783
Lineage: Eukaryota; Metazoa; Nematoda; Chromadorea; Rhabditida; Rhabditidae
Source: the annotation of a GenBank genome assembly